Molecule: messenger RNA, 918 nt
Organism: Onthophagus taurus
Lineage: Eukaryota; Metazoa; Arthropoda; Insecta; Coleoptera; Scarabaeidae
Source: RefSeq, a predicted model, not a curated record
UGGAUGGAUAUAUAAAGGAAAAUUACCCCGCGCGAUUGAAACAGAGGUUGAUUUUCGUGCAUAGACGGUGGUGAAAAAAAUUUUCUUUCUUUACGAGUAUGAACAUGUCCAGGUAUGGGUUUUUACCAGCUUUUGGAGUCCUUAUUUUGUUAACAAUAAAUUCAAGCAAUGCAGCUCCUCCUUCGCCGUUUCGAAAUCGAAAUUUAAUUCCAUUUCCUAGAGUUGGGCGAAACAUACCAGAAAAACCAAUUGAUGAUGUUGGACCAGAUCUUUUAACAGAUUCGGUUCAAAUUAGACCCCUUGGAGAUGAUCACAACAUAAAUCGGAAUGCGUUAUGGUUCGGACCCAGAUUUGGAAGAAUACAAAAAAGAAAAAGUUAUUUGGAUGAUCCAAUUAACUAUUUAUUCUUAAGAGAUCUAUCAUCUUUUAAACAUACUCCUAAGUAUACUCCAAGAUUGGGACGUGAUUCAGAAGAAAUUAUUGAAGAUUUAAAUGAAACGAACCAAACAUCUUAUUGAGAAGUUAUAAUUAAUAAAUUUCAGUGUUAUUUUAUUGGAUUAUAAGAAAAUAUUACGAUUGUGUGUUGUUUAUUAGGAAUGUAGUUUGUUUAUAAUAGAAGAUAUAAAUUAGUAAAAAAAUAUUAGUUACAAAGUGCGUGUUAUUUUUGAGAUAUCACUUCAUUUAUAUUAAAAUCAAUUCAUUUCAUCAUUAUCAAGCUUCGGAGAAUUGUUAUGCAUUCGUUGUUCCAAGCCAAGAUCACAGAAUUUUUAGUUCCAGAAUUAAAUAGUGAUGAAUAGACUAGGUGUCACAAUUGAUGCUUUUUAUCUUACAAAUAGCUUGGUUAUGUAAUAAUUAUUUCUGUACCAAAAACACAAAAUUUAGCGUUCUGUAUGUUAUAGUUUAUUUUUUAAUAAAAGU